Molecule: messenger RNA, 975 nt
Organism: Anopheles stephensi (Asian malaria mosquito)
Lineage: Eukaryota; Metazoa; Arthropoda; Insecta; Diptera; Culicidae
Gene: Tfb5
Product: general transcription factor IIH subunit 5
Exons: 2
Coding region: 150-371 (73 amino acids)
Biological process (GO): transcription by RNA polymerase II; nucleotide-excision repair; transcription initiation at RNA polymerase II promoter
Cellular component (GO): transcription factor TFIIH holo complex; transcription factor TFIIH core complex
Source: RefSeq, a predicted model, not a curated record
UUGGCAUGUGCUGUCCGUUGUGUCAAAACAACACUGUUCCCGCUUUGUUUACAAUGGUGCCGAUGCAAUAGUUAGGAGGUGGGAAACACAUUUCGGGCAAUUGCUCUUCGUGCAUUCGUUGAAAAGUCUAAUCUCCGUGACCGUCAGCAAUGGUGAAUGUUAUGAAAGGCGUGCUAGUAGAGUGUGAUCCUGCUAUGAAACAGUUCCUACUCCAUCUGGACGAAACGCAAUCACUGGGGAAAAAGUUCAUCAUUCAAGAUCUGGACGAGAAGCAUCUUUUCAUUUCGGUCGAAAUCGUGGAAGUACUGCAGGCGCGCGUUGAUGAUUUGAUGGAUCGCAUCAGUUUUCCACUGCACGAGAAGGACGCAUAAACAGCUCUUCCCCAUUCAUUUGUAACUCGCUCAAAAGACCUUUAGCACCUUAAAAAUGGCAGGACGCGAAUCGGGCCGCAUCCGGGAGGCGGAGAAAAAACGCACCCUUGACGAUGCAGCACGGCAAAGGCGCGCACGAAAAGCGCUCGAAGCACUGGAGCAGGACAACUUUCACGAAGAUCCACACGCGGACCUGGUUAUGUCGAAAAAAGUGCCCAAAUUUAGUGACAAUCUGGAUGGUACCGGGCCCAGCAGGAAGAAGAAUCGCCGCACGAAAGGAGCCGAGUAUUACCGGGCAAAGUAUCGAAAAACGUUCCCUCAGUUGUUGGACGAAGAGAAACAGCAACGGCCAGAUCCGCCGAAUUAUUUUAGCGCAGCUGCACCACCUUCCCGAUUGCCGGAGCGGCACUUUUGUGCUGUUUGUGGAUUCCCGUCCAGCUACACGUGUACCGCGUGUGGUACAAGGUAUUGCUGUGUACGCUGUUUGGGUACGCAUCAGGACACCCGUUGCUUGAAGUGGACCGCUUAGAGUGCGAGAGCUGAAGAUAUUUUUCAGACAGGUAUAAUAAAAAAACAAUUACCCUUCACUCAUUUCUUUCGCUAA